GCUCUUCUCGCUCGCCCUCCAUCCCUGCUCCUGCACCGGUCUGCAUCUCCCAGCAGAAGGCGCAGCCAUGAAUCCGUUAUUCGGCCCCAAUCUCUUCCUCCUACAGCAGGAGCAGCAGGGCCUGGCCGGGCCGCUGGGGGACCCACUGGGAGGCGACCACUUCGCCGGGGGAGGAGACUUGCCCCCGGCGCCUCUUCCGCCUGCCGGCCCUGCCGCCUACUCGCCACCCGGGCCCGGCCCGGCCCCGCCUGCCGCCAUGGCCCUCCGCAAUGACCUGGGCUCCAACAUCAACGUGCUCAAGACCCUGAACCUCCGGUUCCGCUGCUUCCUGGCCAAGGUGCACGAGCUGGAGCGCCGGAACCGGCUGCUGGAGAAGCAGCUGCAGCAAGCGCUGGAGGAGGGUAAGCAGGGCCGGCGGGGCCUGGGUCGCCGCGACCAGGCCGUGCAGACCGGCUUCGUCAGCCCCAUCCGGCCCCUGGGGCUGCCGCUGGGCGCCCGGCCGGCCGCCGUCUGCAGCCCGUCUGCGCGGGUGCUGGGCUCGCCCGCGCGCUCGCCGGCCGGCCCCCUCGCCCCCUCCGCGGCCAGCCUCUCGUCGUCCUCUACCUCCACCUCCACCGCCUACUCCUCAUCGGCCCGCUUCAUGCCGGGCACCAUCUGGUCCUUCUCGCACGCCCGCCGGCUCGGGCCGGGACUGGAGCCCACUCUGGUACAAGGACCUGGCUUGUCAUGGGUGCACCCGGAUGGGGUGGGCGUCCAGAUCGACACCAUCACCCCCGAGAUCCGCGCACUCUACAACGUGCUGGCCAAAGUGAAACGGGAGCGGGACGAGUACAAGCGGAGGUGGGAAGAGGAGUACACGGUGCGGAUCCAGCUGCAAGAUCGUGUCAAUGAGCUCCAGGAGGAAGCCCAGGAGGCUGAUGCCUGCCAGGAGGAGCUGGCACUGAAGGUGGAACAGUUGAAGGCUGAGCUGGUGGUCUUCAAGGGGCUCAUGAGUAACAACCUGUCGGAGCUGGAUACCAAGAUCCAGGAGAAAGCCAUGAAGGUGGAUAUGGACAUCUGCCGUCGCAUCGACAUCACCGCCAAGCUCUGCGACGUGGCUCAGCAGCGCAACUGUGAGGACAUGAUCCAGAUGUUCCAGAAGAAGCUGUCUCUGCACUUGUCUCCCAUUAAGGUCCCAUCCAUGGGGGGGCGGAAGCGGGAGCGCAAGGCUGCCGUCGAGGAGGACACCUCCCUGUCGGAGAGUGAGGGGCCCCGCCAGCCCGAUGGGGAUGAGGAGGAGAGCACAGCCCUCAGCAUCAACGAGGAGGUGCAGCGCAUGCUCAGCCAGCUGAGGGAGUAUGAUUUUGAGGACGACUGUGACAGCCUGACUUGGGAGGAGACUGAGGAGACCCUGCUGCUUUGGGAGGAUUUCUCAGGCUAUGCCAUGGCAGCUGCAGAGGCCCAGGGAGAGCAGCAGGAAGACAGCCUGGAGAAGGUGAUUAAAGAUACGGAGUCCUUGUUCAAAACCCGGGAGAAGGAGUAUCAGGAGACCAUUGACCAGAUAGAGCUGGAGCUGGCCACGGCCAAGAAUGACAUGAACCGGCACCUGCACGAGUACAUGGAGAUGUGCAGCAUGAAGCGCGGCCUGGACGUGCAGAUGGAGACCUGCCGCCGGCUCAUCACCCAGUCCGGAGACCGAAAGUCUCCUGCUUUCUCUGCGGUCCCGCUUAGCGACCCGCCGCCGCCGCCGCCAAGCGAGACUGAGGACUCAGACCGUGAUGUCUCAUCUGAUAGCUCCCUGAGAUAGAGACCUGACUCCCCCUUGCACGCCUCGGCCCGAGAUCCUCGCAGCUGGAAGCUCAGCAAGGCAGAGGGCGGGGCUGCACAGAGGGGAGCAUCACUUGCACCACUGCACGAGGCCUGGCCCCUGGGGACUGGGGCGCUCCUCCCUCGGGCUUCCUCCUUGGUCUUGGCUUUUCCUGGGCUCUGGGGUGUCGAGCUAGGCUUGGCCCUGCCCUUCCGGAGCCAUUUCCACCACAGUUGGGGCUCUCCUGCCUUCAUGUGUGGGUGUCUGCUACUUUCCCAUCUUUAAAAUGCUGCCAGAGCCAUUACAGCCCCUCACCUUGUCCACGUGUCAGGAGCGUGAAUGUAGGACCUUUCCUCCAUCGCUGUUGUCUGGAGCCGGCUCACUGUCUUCUGCACUGGUGCUAACCGGCCCAGGCAUGGUGGAAUGAAUGCUGCUGGAGGCGUGGCCACUGCAGCACACACAGUUGGAGAGGGCUUCCGUCCCUGUUAGUGUGGAGGGCAUCGGGGCUGGCCGGGGCACCCUGUCCCUGCUGUGGUUCACGUGCUCAUGCUGGCCACCUGCCAGGUGGAAUAUAUGUGGCUGUAGCCCUCUCGUGGAGGUGCCAUGCUUUAAAGAGGCCUUAGUGCCCGGGUUGGGCACAAUAUCUUGAAGGGAGGUGGGAGCUCUUGCUCUCCGGUCACUGCAGAAUGACAGAGAAGGCGAAGCUCUCGUGCAUGCAUGUGCGUGCGCACGCUGGCUUAGGGUCUCAGUUUCUUUUAAGUAUCAGCUAAAGAUGUGCCUCCUCUGUGUCUGUCAUACACUGAGGCCAACAGGCUAAGGUGUUCUUGACUCUUGGAAAAGCCUGCAGAAACUGGGGAGAUGUGAUUCAUAACGCCUCCAUAUAGGAGGCUGUGCUGACAUUUGAAUGGAUUCUUUAAUAAUAAUGAAACUGGAGAGUA
Saimiri boliviensis boliviensis (Bolivian squirrel monkey) is the source of this 2724-nucleotide messenger RNA. It is a transcript of the gene IFFO1, whose product is annotated as intermediate filament family orphan 1. The record is from RefSeq and is a predicted model, not a curated record. NCBI's taxonomy places the organism in Eukaryota, Metazoa, Chordata, Mammalia, Primates, Cebidae.